AUGACGGUGGGCGCCAGGCUGCGAAGCAAGGCGGCGAGUGGUUUCCUGCGCCGCGGGUCCCGGGGCCGAGCGCGGGCGGACGGGGACGAGGAGGCGGCCGCCCUCCUGGAGCAGCCGGAGCGCGGGGACGAGGUGGCCAGCGCGGCGAGCGCGGGGCGCCCGGGGGCCCGGAGCGCGCGCAAGGUGCACCUGGCCGUGCUCCCCGAGCGCUACGAACCGCUGGAGGAGCCGGCGCCGGCCGAGAAGCCCAGGAGGAGGUACCGGCAGAAGCUGAAGAAGUACGGCAAGAACGUGGGGAAGGUCGUCACCAAGGGAUGCCGCUACGUGGUCAUCGGCCUGCAAGGCUUCGCCGCGGCCUACUCUGCCCCGUUCGGAGUAGCCACCAGCGUGGUCUCGUUCGUGCGCUAGCGGGAGCUGCGGGGCCGAGCACUGGCGCGGAUGGCAGCUCCGCUCUGGGACCACCCUUGACCUGAACCCACAAAACCCUUGGAGGAAAUCAAUGUCUUUCCUGGCUGCAUUGGAUGAAUGUUAUGAAUAGAACAUCCCUGCGCAUCGCUGAGCUUUUCAGGACUUAGGACCCAGGCGGCUCCCGACGGACAAUCCCGCAGAGAAUCAGGCCUGCCUUAGGUUUGGGGUCACUGUGUGCAAACAACGAAGGCUUCCCGGCGUGGCAGCCACGGUGGCGGGGCUGGGUCCGCAGCAGACACUUGGCAGACGGGGCACUCCGGGUGGGUAGCGGAGUGGUGAUGACAAGGGGCCAAAGGGCUAUUGACCUGGAUCAAGAUGAUUUGUUAUGUUCUGGAAAGGCCGCAGGCGAACAUGGUGCUCACAGCCCUUGGCUGCCUCGCUUCUGGGGGCAGCCGGGGAGCUGUUUGUCUGUCAUGCGCCCCAUCUCCUCUCUCCGCCCCUUUGUCACCAGGAGUAUAAUCACGGGCUUGAGAAGAAGAAGCAGGGAAGGAAAAUCUCUUUGAAGGUGGGGAUGCGUUCAAAACUGUCGAUGAUGUAUGUGACUGUGUAAAGCAGAUAAACUUGUGUGUCCCCCACCCCGCACGAAUGUGCAGCUGGAGGGGAGGGAAGGAGGGGGCUCAGAGGCGGGCUGGGUGAGCUGGAGCGGCGGCUGGAGGGAGCACCCCUGCCGCCUGGGCUGGGGCGGUGCGGCUGCGAGUUCUGAGCGGCUCGUCUGUCCAGGCAGUCGGGGGGCCUCCUGACUCCCUGCAGCUGCUCGCCCCCUCUGUGCCCUUGGGAGAGAGGGAGACACUGCGCCUAGCAAGAAAAAUAUGUGAUUUUAAAAUGGAACCAGUAAGUAGGAGGUGUGCUGGAAGUAGAAACAAGAAAGAUGGUGGACAGGGUGGGAGUCCAGGAGCCAGGUCUGGUUCCUCAGCCCUGGGAAGCCUCAGGCGAGCUGGGCUUGCAGCUCCGGGGAGGGACCAGCGAUGCUGGGCGGCUAGGGGUGCCGCGGCUGGUGCUGAAAAUCCCCCUGAAGCCCGAGCUCUCACUGGCUGCCUCUGUAGCAUCCUUUCUCUGGUGCUGCCAGCUGGUCCACAUCUCACCGGGAUUCAGAGCUCAGCGCCACAUGGGUCCUGGGUGCUCCCCCGGGACGGCCCAAGGACUGCCAUUGGAGCCUUGGCCAGGGAGGUAAAAGAAAGAGGAGGCCCCUUUUACCAUACCCCUCUGCCAACCCCCCGCAUAGCCCACUGCUGCGACUCUUGACAGAAGACCCAGAAGGCCAAGUGGUUGUUGCCGACCCAUCUGUAGGGGCGUGGCCACACCUGCGUGUUGCCCUGAGCAGGUCCCCAGGCCUUGGCAGAGGCAGCCUCAGGGCUCAGGCCUCACGAGCCAGGUGAACCAGGUGGCACCAGGAUGUGGAGAAGGUGGGUGGAGAAGACAGACAGAGGGACAGAAACAGGAACCGGUGUAGGCGAGCGUUGUAGCUAGACGGGCUGGAGGCCGUGUUGAGGAAGAACUUGGGUCCCAUUCUGCAUCAUUCAUACUCGUGAGGAAAAGGCACAACAAGCAGUCUUGUUUCCAUCAGAUGAUGAAAGUGGAUGAUGAGAGCACAUUUUCACCCACGGAAGAUCAUGACGGCUUGCCUGGGCACACUGGGACUCGGGGGAAAGAGACCCAAGUGGAAGAAACAGCCAAGCAGCGUUCAGUGGGAGAGCCAGGCCUCUGCGGCCUGUGACGGGCCCGGCGGGCGUCUGUCUGUGGUGGCCCAGGGAUGCUGACCUGCCCUAGAGGAGUCUACUGAGUCCCCCUGGGGCCGUGGAAGUGUGACUCUGGAAGGACCCAGAGCUGCUGAGGUCUGUCCCAUGAAGACCUUCCCCAUCCCAUCCCCAAAUUGGAGACACUCUCAGGCCAAGCACAUUUGGCCCUUGAAAUUUGAAUUAUCUGAUGAAUAAUCAGCCUAGAAAUGUCAUCCAUCAGAAUCUCGCAGAGAUUGUCCUGGGAGCCAGAUUCCUGUAUACAGAAGAUGACCUUGUCCAAACUCCCUGAGUGCUUAUUCCCCUGGG
This is a messenger RNA of Enhydra lutris kenyoni (northern sea otter), 2510 nucleotides long. It is a transcript of the gene CUNH1orf115, whose product is annotated as chromosome unknown C1orf115 homolog. The transcript is spliced from 2 exons. NCBI's taxonomy places the organism in Eukaryota, Metazoa, Chordata, Mammalia, Carnivora, Mustelidae. The record is from RefSeq and is a predicted model, not a curated record. The coding region runs from base 1 to 408 and encodes 135 amino acids.